AUUUUCAUACUCUUGUUGUGUUGUGAGUGAAAACGCAUUUUUAUCUGUCAUCGUACUCCUUUCUAACUUUUAGACGUGAUUGAUUAGUGUUUAGACAGAACGAUGGCGACCACACCAGCGUCUACUGAGGCUAAACCCAAGGUUGAUCUUGGCAUCCUCGAAGAAGACGACGAAUUUGAAGAAUUUCCCACCGAAGAUUGGACUGCCCGAGACGAAGAUGAAGAAGACAUCAGUGUGUGGGAGGAUAAUUGGGACGAUGACAAUGUCGAAGAUGAUUUCAGUCAACAGUUGAGGGCGGAGCUGGAGAAGCAGGGCCAAGUUUUGAAUGUCUGAGUCUACUGAAGAAUAAUUAUCUUUAUUUGAAGAAAGUCCAUGCUUUGCUUUGUGUACCUGGCUUGUUGACAGCUGAGCCUGUCUUCUACUUUAAUUUUGAUGUCACAUAAAUCACUUUACCCAUAAUCCGA
Molecule: messenger RNA, 464 nt
Organism: Thrips palmi
Lineage: Eukaryota; Metazoa; Arthropoda; Insecta; Thysanoptera; Thripidae
Gene: Sem1
Product: 26S proteasome complex subunit SEM1
Exons: 3
Coding region: 103-333 (76 amino acids)
Biological process (GO): proteasome assembly; double-strand break repair via homologous recombination; mRNA export from nucleus
Cellular component (GO): proteasome regulatory particle, lid subcomplex; proteasome complex
Source: RefSeq, a predicted model, not a curated record